This is a messenger RNA of Epinephelus fuscoguttatus (brown-marbled grouper), 2336 nucleotides long. RefSeq names its product transmembrane protein 184C-like. Gene Ontology annotation, biological process: transport. The record is from RefSeq and is a predicted model, not a curated record. NCBI's taxonomy places the organism in Eukaryota, Metazoa, Chordata, Actinopteri, Perciformes, Serranidae. The coding region runs from base 343 to 1671 and encodes 442 amino acids. Gene Ontology annotation, molecular function: transporter activity. The transcript is spliced from 12 exons.
CGUAAACAACGGGAACAGGGAGGACAAACACGGACUGCUGCUGCUGCUGCUGCUGCAGAGUGAAGCCGUAGCGGCUGUGUCACCGACCACCGGCAGAUACCGGAUUAACGGAUCGAUCAGGGUGAUCGGGGUGAUCGGGGUGGUGGUCUGAGCGGCGGGGCGGAGGAGGGGAUGCGUUGCCUGGUAACAGAAGCAGGACUGAGGAGGAAAACAGGCCGACCGUCACUCUUCAUCAUGAACAUCCUCAUCUUCAACGGUCCGAGUCUUUCCAUGUUCAACCUCAGGUGUGGCUCAGUGGUUUAGGAUGCGCCUGUAGUCGUCGCUGAGGGUGAAGCAGCCGUCAUGCCGUGUUCGUGUGCAGAGUGGAGGAGGUGGAUCCGCCCGCUGGUUCUGGUUUUAUACGCUCUUCUGCUGGUCGCCGUGCUGCCGCUCUGCAUCUGGGAGCUGCAGAAAGACAAGGUUGGGACUCACAGUAAAGCCUGGUUCAUAGCCGGCGUGUUCGUCUUCCUGACCAUCCCAAUUUCACUUUGGGGGAUCCUGCAGCACAUCGUGCACUACACCCAGCCUGAGCUGCAGAGGCCCAUCAUCAGAAUACUAUGGAUGGUGCCGAUCUACAGUUUGGACAGUUGGCUGGCUCUGCGGUAUCCCAGUCUGGCCAUCUACGUGGACACGUGCAGAGAGUGCUACGAGGCCUACGUCAUCUACAACUUCCUGGUGUUCCUGCUGAACUUCCUCAGUAACCAGUACCCCAGUCUGGUGCUCAUGCUGGAGGUCCAGCAGCAGCAGCCACACCUGCCCCCGCUGUGCUGCUGCCCGCCGUGGCCCAUGGGAGAGGUGCUGCUGUUCCGGUGUAAACUGGGAGUCCUCCAGUACACCGUGGUCAGACCCGUAACCACGGUGAUAGCGCUGAUCUGUCAGCUGUGUGGAGUUUACGAUGAAGCCAACUUCAGCUUCAGAAACGCCUGGUCCUACCUGGUCAUCAUCAACAACAUAUCGCAGCUGUUUGCGAUGUACUGUCUGGUGUUGCUGUACCGAGCUCUCAAAGAGGAGCUGACUCCCAUCAGGCCGGUGGGAAAGUUCCUCUGCGUCAAACUGGUGGUGUUCGUGUCCUUCUGGCAGGCAGUUUUAAUAGCGUUCUUGGUGAAGGUUGGUGUGAUCUCUGAUAAACACACCUGGGACUGGGACAGUGUGGAGGCUGUGGCUACGGGACUGCAGGACUUCAUCAUCUGCAUAGAGAUGUUCCUGGCUGCCAUUGCUCACCACUACACCUUCACCUACAAACCAUACGUACAGGAAGCUGAGGAGGGGUCGUGCUUCGACAGCUUUCUGGCCAUGUGGGAUUUCUCUGACAUCAGAGCUGACGUCACAGAGCAGGUCCGCCAUGCUAGUCGUACGUUCCUCGGUCGUCCCAAUAAGAUGUACUUCGGUGCAGCAGCUCGACCUGAACACACGGAGCACACUGGCCUCCUCACGGCCUCCUCCCAGGACGCCAUCGCCGUGGCAGCCACAUCGAUGCCCUCCUCCCCUUCCUCGAGCGGGCGGUACCAAGGCCUCGGCCAUACCCCCGCCCCGCACUCCAUCUCUGCCCCUGCGGGGUUCACCUCCUCGUCCUGGGACGACGACAGCGAUGGCUCCCCUCCCGAGGCACGUGACAGCACUGGAAGCACAUAGCCAGGGGCGGGAACUCCUCUCUUUACGUCCUUCGUCCUCUUGUUUCGAUGUGGCUACGAACAAAGACACUCAGAUUCUGUGUUAUAGUCAGAAUAUAAAAGAAACUCGUCUACAGAUUUGUGAAAGAGAAGCGAAGUCUCAUAUGGAUUUUAAUCGAAGGAAAGCAGAGAAAGAGUCUCUGAUGUCAAAGCCAUGUUUGUGGAGUAUUUUUAAAAUAAUCACCUGGUUUUAAAUGUUUAAAAUCUGUAUUUUAUGUCUAAUGAUGUCAUUUUGAUAGAUGUGUCUGCAGCUGUUGAGAGGAAAACAUUUAUGUUUUCAUCAGAGUGAAGGCAGGUUGUUCUCUUGGUUUAUUCUCCCAUGGUGCUGAAGUGUCCUUGAGCUGAGUUUGACAGUUUGUUCUGAUUCAUAAUAAAUUAACACGCCAUAUCUAACCAUUAGAAACUGUGUUGCUAUUGUUAGUGUUAAUCUUAUUCCUCCAAACUUAGGAGAAGUCUCCAACAGCAGCCCUCUGAGGACGAGGGAACCAAGGGAUAAACUUACCAUACCAACCACAGACUGUCUGGAGAGACAUUUAGAGGCAUGGAUUUUUGGAUUAACUGCUUGCCGUCCAGACAACCCAAAUUCAGGGCAACACAGGACAGAGCAGAGGUGGACCAAACCUGCAG